GAAAGAUUAAUAAUGACGACGGAAUUGAUUCGAUGCAAAUGAUCGAAUUCAACAGUGCCGAGAUGAGUGAUUCCUCCUUAGAAUGCAAUGCUGAUGGUAUCGGCGCUAAGUUUAAGAAAUACUUUAUCACUAAAAAACAACUUACAGCAGCAGAUAGAAAAAAAGGCAAAAAAGAGCGCAAGGUACGUCAAUUACGCCGACUUCGCCAGUGGUUAAUGCCAAAGAACCCCAUUGUAACAUUGCAUGAGCUGCAAGGACCUGGAAUGUCCCAGUUUAUUGUUAGUACAAAUGGGCAGCAAACCACGGCUGCGAUAAUUAUCAAUAAUGUGAGAUAUGAAGCUACUGCAGCAAACAAAUCUCUUGCGAAAUCGAAGGCUUCAGAGAAAGCCUUGCGCGAUUUGGCGAUUUCUCAUAUGAACAAGGUGAAGCAGCAAGGAAAUGACAGUAAUAUGGAUGUCGAAACAACCGAUUCCCUUGAAUCGGAUGGCAUGCCUAUGAUGCAUCUCGCAUCAUAUGCCCUGUACAAGUUGUUUACAGAAUGGCAGAACGAAGGGUUUGAGAUCCCGAUGCUUAGAUCCAAACCAAAAGCUACAUUGCAGAAACCUUUGGCUUCAAAACACCCUAAAACUAUGGCGGAUCUACCAACUGAUGCAGCCACACGUCAUCCAACUGCUCUGCUGACUUAUAUGCGUCCUCAAGUCCCGUACGAAGAUCUUGGAACGGAAAAUCAUAUGUUGGGCAGUAUAUUUUUGGCAGGAAUCACGGUAGAUGGAUUACAUUUUGUAGGCAAGGGAAGGUCAAAGAAAUUAGCACGGAAAGCAGCUGCGACAGACGCUUGUAAAAAGCUGUUUAAAAUUGAGUUUGAGCGCUGUGCGUUGGAAUAAGGGAUAUAGUAUUU
Anopheles cruzii is the source of this 898-nucleotide messenger RNA. Its product is annotated as double-stranded RNA-specific editase B2-like. The record is from RefSeq and is a predicted model, not a curated record. Lineage: Eukaryota; Metazoa; Arthropoda; Insecta; Diptera; Culicidae.